AAAAAUGCCAAUCGCAUUUCGGCUUCCGAACAGGAAACAACAAAAGACAAGCGAUAUACAUGACGGCUUUUUCAAAAGCACCGUUGAUUUGGUUUGGCAGUCAUAACCCACCUUAACUGGAAUAACAGACCUGUCAGGUUUUUUCUUUUAUAAAGAAAAAACAGAUCUGAAAAGUAUGGGUGUGUCGCUGGAAAGAGUACAGUUCAAAUUUGCCUCUAUUAUUGGUGAACUCUGCAGCGACCCAGAUGUUUUGUCACAGUUCGCAGUGUGGUUAGAUCUCAGGUUGGCAGAGUAUAAAUUAAAAGGUGCCAUAUCGUUAGAGUGUUCUGGGGAAGAACCUGAUCCUAUCUGGUUGAAAGGUUUGAACAAAGGUAGGCGAACGAUCAGUUCAGCUGAGAAGGUCACGCAUCCAAGGUUUGAACGACGUGAACGAAGACGUCUCAGUGGUGACUCUUCUUCUCGCAGCACCCAUGGAGCCUAUGACCCCGCCCCCAAUCCUCUGUCCCGAGACCUUCUCGACUUCCAGCCCCAGGAUGUCUCGCUGGACCAUCAUCAGUCGAACUCUCCGGACAUUGUUGUAGUAAAGGAAGAGUCCACAGGCGUUUUCCCUGUCAGUUUACAUACCCACGUCAACACAAACUCUAACGUACCAGGAGGCAGCAGUCACAAGCGGAGCCCUGCAUUCGACCCUUAUUCCAGCAACACCGAUCACUGGUCUCGGGAUUCGUACGGACAAAGUUCAAAGCGAAGACGAACGGCUGAAAGCGUCGACUCACCAUCCAAUCAGAGCCUCAUGUCAGUUUUGGGCGUCACAGAUACCUCAGAAACAGUUACGAGCGCAAUGGGUGACACACCUGUGGUGCCGUCCACCUCAAGUGACGGUGUUACUUCUCCCGUAGCAGGCACAAGUACUAUUAAUCCACAGGUGGAAGUUUCAGCUGAUUUUACAGACACUUCUCAAAAUGACUCACAGUGCUUUCAAGACAUGAGCUGGAUCAAUAACUCUGCCAUGAGUGCUGAUAACAAUGACUCAGGUGCCAGUCCAAAUGAUUCUUCUGCCGGUUUAAAAUACACCUGUGAUAUAUGCGGCCAAAUGUUCACCAUGAAACAUAACCUGAAGAGACACCAGAAGAUGCAUGAUCCGGGUCGGGCACAACAGACAUGUAACCUGUGCGGCGCCACCUUCUCAAGGGCAGACAACUACGCCAGUCACAUGAAGAAAAAACACGCCGAUUGAUUGGUUCAUUUAAUUUGAUUGGUGUCUCACAACGGACAAAUAGAUUUAUCACUUAUACAUGUACGACGGCAGUAAAGUUUACCGGUGGAUAAAAACAAAACCAUAAAACCACCGCAGUUCUACAUUAAAGUCAUGGUUUACGGUUUACAGGAGCACGGCAUGGCUGGAAUAUUACCGAGGUGGCUUUAAGUCAUGAUCAUUCAUUUAUUCCUGAUUUAUUUAUUUAUUUGAUUGGUGUUUUACACCGUACUCAAGAAUAUUUCACUUAUACGACGGCGGCCAGCAUUAUGGUGGGAGGAAACCCACGACCAUGCGCAGGUUGCUGGCAGACCUUCCCACUUACGACCGGACAGGAAGCCAGCAUGAGCUGGACUUGAACUCACAGCGACCGCAUUGGUGAGAGACUCCUGGGUCAUUACGCUGUGCUAGCGCGCUAACCAACUGAGCCAUUCCUGAUUUAAAUCUGUAGCUGGAUUAGCUAGACCUGAAUCUGCUUGCUCUGGUGGACCUGGAACUUUUGUUUACCAUCACUUGCGACAUUAUUUCUUUCAUAUGAGGACGGUAUUCUAUUGAACGGUAACAGUUAAACGUUAAAGCUCCAUUCUAAAAACAACACUAAGUUAGACUUAUAUUCUUAUCUUAUAUUGCCUGACCUUAGCCUUGAAAUUAAUACUAAUUUUCAAUUUUGUCAAGAACGUACAGGAAAACUCUUAGAAUUAAAAUAUAAAAUAUCAAAGAUACAAGUUACGAUUUAGGUCUGGGACAACUUCGUGAUCCUGGGAUGAGGGAAAGGGCCCCUUAAAAUUGUCCACGAGAAAUCCUUGAGGAA
Molecule: messenger RNA, 2066 nt
Organism: Liolophura sinensis
Lineage: Eukaryota; Metazoa; Mollusca; Polyplacophora; Chitonida; Chitonidae
Exons: 4
Coding region: 176-1237 (353 amino acids)
Source: RefSeq, a predicted model, not a curated record